CUUAAAAUCGAACAAAAUAUGGAUAGGAAAAAAAUAUUAGAAAAAAAAUAUAGUCAUAAACAUGUCUUUGGCUUUGCACUUUAUACAUUAUUUUAUAUCAAUUAGUUACGUAAUUACAAUAAUAAUUCACCAGCUGCAUCUGCCUGCAUCGUACGGAAACGAAGUCCAGGUCGGUAUUCACAAUUGAAGUGUGCAGGUACAAUAUAAUCUCGAAGUUUAAAUUUUACGAGGAUGGACACUAAUCAUUUUAUAUUACCAACCACUUUUUUUAAGAACGAUAAAAUACACCAAAAUAGCCGAUAUGUAUAUACCCAUUUUGAAAAACCCUAUUAAAAAGAGGGGGAGCAACUAGUACGCGUAGUGUACGUGACCACUGGUUACGGCAAAGGGGUGGCAAGGAGACUCGACCACUUUCCCAGCAUUAGACCACGCUUGAAAGAGCGUAAUAAAUAUUCAAUUUAUGUAAAUCGUAUAAUUUAGAUAGGUAGGUAAGUAUUGGAUGCUGUGUUUUAGAAUAUUUUAAAAUUUAAAUUAUUAUGAUAAUGGUGUUCUGAAGAUGGAAAAUUAAUACAUAAGUUGAAUAUACGAGUAUGCGAGAUAAUUAACUUUGACUGUAUACAUGAGUGAUGUUUUUUGAAACUAUGCAAAACGAUUGAUAAAUGUGUCGUUCAGGUUACUAUAUUACCUACAAAAAUAAUAAAAUUUCUGUGAAUUUUGAAAGUUUUAUAUUUUCAAUCAGAUUUUCCAUUAGGUUUCUGGCAGAAAAAUAUUAAAAUUAAUAACCGACUAUUUUUCUAACGUAUUUUGUUUUUUUUUUUCCGGCCGAUGAAUUUUAUACUUAGAGUGUAACGCCGAAGUUAUUAGUUUUACUAAAACGUGUAUGUGUUUUUUUUUUUUUUGGAUAACAUUUUUUGGGUUAUUAAAAUGUUCCAAUUUAUUUACGCAAUACCUCGAGUAACACUGAAUUUCUGUCCCGUACUACUUCAUUUGAAAAAAAAUUGUAUUGGCAUUUUUAGCACAUCGCCAUGUUGACAUUUUGAAAUUGUGAAUGGAGCGAUAAAUAUACUCGUAUUGGUAUAACUGUGAUAUGUGUUUAUUAUUAUUAUAGAUUUUUUUUUUUUUGUGUCUGUAUUAACGAAUUUUUUACCAGAAAUUUCGCUCCAAUCAAACAUUGACAAGAUACCUUUUUUGACCUAUUUAGAUCUGUAUGAAGAAUAUUAUCACCUGAUAUUAAAAUUUAAACCUAUAACUAAUGAUCACCGUCGCUCAACUACCUCGCCAUCGAUGAUCGUAAACAUCACUUUUUCCCCUUCCAGUUGUACGCUUAGACGUGUUUUUGUUUGCAUCAUGUGUAUAAUGAGAAGCAAAAUAAUUGUUAUCACCACUGUACGUUAUACCAUUUUUUCAAAACGUAUGUAAACCGCCAUAAGUUCUACCUAAAGGCAAUCAUCCCAAUCGCAUUUUAAAAACACACUGUCAGAAUAUUAGAUUAGAAUAUAGACUAGAUCAUAUAAUUAUACAAUUUCCUAUGUUACUAAUAUGUUCAUAAUAUGUUUACAACAUUUUCGCAACAUGUACCUGAUGUAACCAUAACAUAUUUCCUGCGACAAUAUACAAACGCAAUGCUAAAACAAAUUAAAAAUCACAUAAACUAACUUUUUUCGAAAAUGUCAUAAAACCACAAUAUACAUUGAAUAACAUAAUAAAAACACUGAUUUUCAAUAUUUAGUAGUGCAAUCCAAGCCAUUGUUUUCCGGCAUGGAACAUAAGGAUUAAAGGGGCUGUGAAUCUGUCGAUAUUUGUAUACUUAAUCGUAUCCACUCAAUCCGAGUAAAAUAGUUUUAGAGAUUUUUGCUAAUUUACAAAGAGACGGUGGGGUCGAGAAUUGAAAGUUUAGCCUUGACAACAAUUCUAUUUAUGUAAACUCAAUUUAACCAAUUUACAUAUUUCCACGAGUUUGUAAGAUUUUUUAAAAGUCUGAUAUUUUUUGUGAAAACAUGAAAUCUGAACACAAAAAAGGUUUUUGGAGGGGUUUAAAGUUAAAACCAACAACAGGCACACUCUUGAUAUAUAUAUACCAUUCAUGUCCAAAAUGUAUGUAUCUCUUUCGUUUAAAUUAGAGAGUCUAUAAUUGGAGUGUUUGACGCUAAAAAAAAACAUCCUCUCCUCGCAAAAACAUAAAACGGUAAAGAUAAGUAUAUUUAAAUUGACGACAACAUUUAUUUAAAGUUAUAUUCCUUCUAUUUAUGGAAUUUUUAAUAGAGGUUAUCAUUUGAAAAAAAAAAUGUUUGGAUCAGUACACGAUACUGCUUAAAUGUUUUGAAAAGUUUAAGAAUUUGAAAAUAUCGGCUUAACUACACUAGAAAAUUCCGAAAUUCAGAAUUUGAACAAAUACAAAAUAUGUGGUAAAUAUGGCACGCUUAGUGAAUCAUCUUGGAUAUACGUAUAACAGACAAAAUACAGUUCUUUCUUUAUUUUCUAUUUACUCGUAUGUUAUAAAAUGUCGAUAAAAUUAUAAAGCGUUUGUAUAAAAACAUUUUAUUCGUGAUGUUUUAAAAUUUAAACGCAUAAAAAUCCGAUCUCUAUAAUUUAAUGUACCAUAUUAUUAAACUUAUUGUUUAGAUUUACCCAUAGGAUUAAUUUUGUAAUCACUAUCCGAAACCCGUCGAAACCUAAAAUCCGAUUUCGAGCUGUAACCCGUUGCCCGAGAAAAGAUUGGAACGGAAUCGAUUCCCCGUUAUAAACCAUCGAAAAUCGUUCGUUGUACGUAAACAUGCUCGAUUGAACGCUUUACACAAUUUCUUAUGCUGUCGUUUAUGGCACCCGGUGCUUUAUUUUGUCCUCAAAAAUAAACUAUACGGAAAUAGUAAUACUGUUCGGUAUAAUCAACCAAAUUUAAUUUCCUUUUUUUUAAUGAAUAAAAGGAAACAUUCUACAUACCGCAUUGUCCGUCAUGAAGUCUGUUUUUCAAUAUUUUACUCUCAACAUUUAUAAUGCGUAUUUAAAAUAAGUAAAUUUUAAGCUUUUUUUACCAUUUUUUUUUUUCCAUUAUUUGAAAUCGGAAGUCAAUGCAGCCUAUAGGCUGUUGUUGUUUAUUAAUAAAACAAUUUUUUUUAUACAAAUUUCGAAUUCAGAAUGUUUUCAAAAUUGGAGAACAUUUGAAAACCUGGCACCGGGUCCCUUAAGUAUACCCGUGACAAAUGCUUAUUUUCGAAUAAAACUUAACAGUUUUCUUUUGGUGCUCGUGUUAUUUUAAAAAUUAAUUAUUUCCCCGUCUCUCAUAGACGCACUUUUCCUCGGCACUCUUUGCACGUGGAUAAUAUUUUUAACGGACACAAGUAUAAAAAACAAAAUAUACAUUAAUAAAUAAAUACGAGUAUAAAAAUAAUAACUUACCGGAUGCGUAAAAACCACAAUUUAACAUAAUAAUUUUUAAUUUAACAUCGACCAUAAAAGCGAAACAAGUCUCGGAGCUGAACUUUAAAUGUAACAUUCGGUAUAAAUAAGAUUGCGGGUUAAAUGGAUUCGAUUCCAUUUUUCAACACUUCUAGGCGAUAUUAUUGUAUGGAUACGCAGAGAUAUGUACACAAGUUUCUUUAAAUAUAAACCAAGGGGAAAAACUUGGGAAAUUGUAGUUUAAACUUUUUUUUCAUUUUUAGUAAUCGUUUGAAACUUUGUAAGAGUGUCCACAUGGGCAGUAUUGCGGCGAUGGUAUAUAAUGUUUGAGCUUCUUGCUCGGUGUCGCUAAUCCCCGAAGUACAAUAUUUUUUCAUUUAAACAAAGGAAAUGUCAGCCUUUGGUUACGAACUGCUCGUAUAUAUGUAGUCUAGAGUAAUAUGUAGUGCAGUUCUUGUACGCGUCCUUCACGUGAAAAAACAAAUUAAAUAAUACCUAUAACAAUAAAUUAUACUUUGGUUUCUUCGGAUUUUUCAGUUGAACUUAAAGUACCCGUGAACAAAUAUUUACGAAAUAAUAGAGCAAAACUUUUGCAUCGCUGUUUUACUUUUCCCGAGAAAUAAGUCCAUGCGUUAGAACCUAUUUCUGAAAAAAUAAUAUUAGUAAAAUCAGUGUCCAUGUCAAUAUCGUCAGCCAUGAGCCAAAUGUAUAAAACAUAUGAAUGUUACGUUUAAUGAAAAUGUCUUCAUCUUCUUCUUUUCCUCUACCUCAACUAUUAAUUGUGGCGGGCCAUCCUCAUUCUAAACUUCUACCUGACCCAUUCCACAUACACCGGUUGUUCUCAUACCUUGUAACGAUCGUUAUAUUAUUAUGGUGAUAUACGCAUAUACGUAAUAGGUGUAUAAGCUGACCAGACAUUAUUUACCCCCACCCUCCCCUCAUUACUAUUAUAAGGGCAAUAGUCAAUAACCACUAUGUGAGAGAUGGUAGUUCUCCUCUACCAUACUAUCUAGCGCAUAUAACCUCCGUCGGACGACGUAACGAUCACUUGUGAGUCUUAAUAAAAUAUUAUAAAUUACAAAUUAACUUAACCAAUCUGCAUGUAUUUCUAGUGUUGAGAUCCUAUGUAAACCAUUCACGUUCUAGAGCUACUGUAUUCAAAAGACUACGAUAUCUUCCAAAAAUAUUUUAUAUUUUACGGGUCAUCCUAGACCACGUUAAAAUCUUUUUUUCCUCUCUACCUCUUCCCUCCUAUGAUUAUUUUGAUUACAACUCUGACCACUUCAAAUUCUACUGUGCACAUGGCAUACACAAACCAUCGCUGUCUAUUUGCUAUUUGUCUAUUACUUACUUAUAGUAUCGAAGUCACGCUUAUCGUGUCAUAUAAUAGUAAAAUAAUUAAAUAGGCAUUAUAUAUUUUCUUUAAUUAUAUUUAAUUUAUAUUUUAUGGAUUUUUCCGGUUUUCUCGGUUUUCUUUAAGGUUUUUUCCGGUUUUUCACAUUUUCUGAGAAAACUCCUAGAAAAAUCAUAAAAUGACUUCGCAGUUUUACUUUUAGAAAAGGUGCUACACUUAAACAUCGGAGCAAGAUUUCUAGUAAAAAAGUUGCACGCAAAUAAAACAAAAAAAAAUAAACAUCUUCUCAAAACCAUAAGCAUCUUUACUGCACUCAGAAUCUAAAAAGAAUAACACCGCUGCCACUUAAACGGGAAUAGUCGCGUUUGGACGUGAGUACAUGACCGUUUUCACGUGAGAUGUUUUGGACGUAGCACUAUUUAAAAACAUGACAAAAAAUUAGAUUCAUACCAACUUGUAUACGAAUUUAUACAAAUAAUAUGUAAAACUGUUUAUAGAUAUGAUUUUAUUUAGAAUGUUCACUCCUCAAUAUCAUUAAGUUCAUUGAUAUUGAUUAAUGACAUAUUUAGGAAAAAUUAAAGUAGAUCAUGAUGUCAUAAAAAUAAUUAGGUAUUAUAAUAUUAGCACAAAAUAAUAAUUUUACUAUAGUGACCCGAUAUUUUACAUUUAUCAAAACAAUUGCACUCGAAUUUUGAUCAUCGAACCAUAAAACACGUCCCGUUCAUUAAUAUUGCGGUUUUAAUGAAUAUUUGCCAGCAAUGAAAUAAAUUCGGACCUUUUUAAUAUGACAAAAACGCGCUCCUGCAUUAUCGUCGCGUACCUAUGGACCUAUGCCAAAACGCGUUCCGGAAAAUAUUUUAAUAAUAUACAUAUAUACCGAGUGAUUCACCAAGUGUGCUUAACCCAUUUUUUUUUUUUUUUUUUGAUUAAAUUGUACAUACAUUUAAAUUCAAAAAAUCAGAAUUUGAAUACAUCCAAAAUUUAACCGAAAAAAUGGGGUGGGCACGCUAAGUGAAUUACCCUGUAUACAUGUAUAUACGUAAUGGUCGACAGAACCUAUUUUGAACAAUGCAUUUUCGGUUUUAAAUGUUUUUGCUCGGUAAUCGUAGUAAGUAUUCACUGCAAUACUUGAAAACAACAAAAUAUUGAAUUACCUAUUAUUUCAUUUGUCUGUCGAAGUCGUACAUACUUACUGAAAAACGGAUAGUUCUGUAGUUAGGAUUUUUUUCGCUGAACGCGUGUAGUUUUAAAAAAACAUAAUUUAAACCAGUAUUUCACGGCCGGGGGGGGGGAGGUUGAGAUUUCCUGCGUCGUCUUUCGGAUAUGGACGGUCUGCCUUACUGCCGUUUAUUUCGUUGUAUUUUCAUUUUGUUUUUAAUUAAAAUGCUUUUCCGUUGAAUCUAAUAUCCGGUACCAAACCCCCACGCGUGCAUAUUAUAAUACGCGUAUAAUCGGUCAGGGAGGUAGUUAUUCUAUUUCGUUUGUUUAUUUUCGCGUGAUAUUUUAGAAAUUUUUAGGGGAUUGCAAAUAAAUAACAGAUUUAUAUUACCUUAAUACCAAUAAUAUUGUUCGGAACUGAAACUUGGCUAUACUGCAUACAACAGACGCAAAUAAAUGUUUGAUACCUAUACUCAAAAGAAAACUAUCGUAUGAGACCUUUGGAUCAGUAAAGAAGAGUAAAAACACGUAUACAUACAGAUAACGUGUUGAUAAAUGAAUACUUUAGAGACUGUGGAAUAAGGAAGACUACAAUUGGCUGGACGUGAAUGGAGAAGCCGAAACUAAAUAUACUAGGGGCAGAUUUUGAAAGAGUUCUGUUCCGGGCCGAAACAUAACCUAAUAGAUAAAAUAACUUUUAGCAGACUGAGAAUGAGAUGGGAAGUCGUAGUAUAAAUGGGGGAUAUAGAAGCUUCUGGAAAUGCACCGAAUCGUGAAAUGUUGGCGAUGGGCUGACGAGCCGAUUGAUAGCAGGGAGAUUGGUAGUGAGACGGGGUGGUCCUAGAGAACGCAUGUAAAAACACGGAAUGUAUUUGUACGGAAUAUUGGUUUCCGAAAUUUUUAUUUUCAAACCGUAUUUGUACGGAUUACAUGUUUCCGGAAUGUAUACAUUCGCUUUGUAUUUUUUCGGAAACAAAAAAUUUGAGAACUAUAAUCCGGGACCGUGAAAACCCGGAAUUGAAAAAUACGCACAACGUAUAUGUACGGUUUGUCUGUUCCCGGAUCGUAAACGCUCGGACUGCAUAUUGUCGGAAAAUAAAUUAUUAAUCACUAACCGUAUAACCUCGGAAUCUUUGAAUACAUUUGUACCCUUUUUUGCAUUCUCGGAUAUACACGACCGGGCACAUAUAACCAAACCUUACAAUGCCCGUAUAUCGUUCUGCCUUAAUCACGUUUUUAGACUCGUAGCGGAACGACGGAUGUUUUUGUUUCGCAAUGGUGUUUAUUUCUUUUAUUAUUUGUUCCUAGUUAUGCCACUGCCCCCCCCCGCCCCCCAAAACGGGUUUCAGCAAAUAUACUGAUGAUAAAAUGAGAAUAUUCACAAGACUAGCUCCAACAGGUCUUAAUAUUAGUUAUUAAAAACAAUUACGAGAUCGUUUAAAAAUCGAAAGGAUUUUUUUUUUAACCGCGAAAAUAUUAAAUAAUAUAAGAGUGACUGAAAUAAUGGUAACGCGACUGUUUAGAGCUACUAAUUUCUCGAGUUGUCGAAAAAAAAUCCGAAAAAAAUUAAUAUUUUCCGAAAUAACGAGUGUCUUAUAGAUUCUAUGACAUAGACGUACAGUCUGUACGGGGUUUGCCGAUAAGCGAUCGGGACUAGCGAACGGUACGCGUGUAACUGCCGAUGUAUGUUUUUCACGAAAUUCGGUUCUUAAUUACGGAUCGGAAAAAACCGGUUUUUCGGAAUUAUACGGUCCGUGGCUUUCCCUCCCCCCCCCCCCCCCCGAAAACAUACAAUCCGGGUUUAUAAGAUUUCCGGUAAAACCGCAGUCCGAGUGUUUACAAUCCGUACAAAUACGUUUUUUGCGCGUUUUUCGAUUCCAGGUUUUCACGGCCCGUGACCAAAAUAAUCACCGUACUUAUACCAAAUAACAAAAUCACUAACCCAAAACAAUUAACAGGAAACGAGUAAAACUGCCGAACACAAUACACUUCAGAGUCACUCCAAAGUAAAUAUUUUUAUUACCUAAACAGCUUAACGUACCAUGUAAUCUUAUUGCGGUCACCGCUAUAUUCUCCAUUGGCCUUAGGUCCAAGUAUUUUUCCAUAACGUCAUUUCAUCUCAAUCAGGACUUACAAAAGAGUCUUUUGCCUUUAAUUAUUCUUCCUUCUGUUAUUUGAUUGAUUAUUUUUCCGUCUGCCCUAUAUAUUAUGUAUCUGAGAAUCCGGAGCGGAGUUGUCCGGCGAGACACCGAAAUGAUUCCGGGUCUCCUGUUCUAAAAUGUAUAACCACGGCCUUAUUAAAAAUCAGUAGUUACUUAAAGAAAAAAGACGGACAUACAUUCCACGAUGGGUGGGACACUGUUAUUGGUAAGAAGUUGGGAAGGUAGAAUAUAGAGGGGAAUUUAAUUCAUUUUCGUACAGAACGAUUAAUCAUUGCUAACGAAAAACGAUUCAGAUUCGAUGUUCGAUUAUAUAUAUAUGAUUUCAAAGGUCGUAAUAUUUACGAUUUUCAUUAAAAUUUACGGAAAGUGUCUCUUUAACUUUUUUGAAUGGAAUAGGAUUUCCGGGAAAAAACAUAAAUCUUUCUUAUUUAAAAUAACGCAAUCUGUACAAUUACCACAGCGCGCCGUAAAAUAAAUGUAUCUGUUUUUUUCAUACUUUCCCAUAUGUAUAUUAUAUUUUUAUUGUACAAAUAAAAAUGUUACCAAAAUUAUAAAUUGUCUUGGAAAAAAGUUACCGGAAAAAGGUGUAAAUGGUAGUGCGCAAGAAAAAUGUGUUAGUCUAAGGUAUACGCUUGUACAUAUAUAUAUAAACGAAGGUCAAACCCGUGGUAAAACUGAAUAGAAAAGUAAACAAUUGACACUGCAAGUUGCAACGACAUUCAAGGUAAUUUUUGUGACGCAGUAACGAAUUAGAAAAGAUAAAUUAUAAUUAUAAUGAAAUUCAAAAAAAAAAAGGUCAAUAUUUGUAAUAAAGUUUAUUAUUUAUAUUUUUACGCCCGUAAUUAAAUCUUAUGCUACACGUCGUAAACUUGUUCGUUUCUAAUUGGUCGUCUUUUUCCGGUUUUUUCCAACUAUUCUGAAAUCUACUUGAAAAACUAAAAAUCAACUUAUUUCGAGAACAACAAGAUGAUCUAAAACACAAUAAAAUAGAUCUCUAAGCAUUUUUCAAUUAAAGUAAUGUUUCCGGUAGAAAACAUCGUUUGUAAAAGUUUAAAGCAAUGAAAUUGGUAAUGCAGAGGAAUGCCGUAAAUAUUUAUCGUUUUUCCUAUAAUUUUCUUUCGUGUUUUUCCCCAAUCAUUUACAAAAACCCUUCGGAAUAUCACAAAAUGACCUUCUCAACACAUCGACAAGAUGAAAUUUCUUUUCAGAAAUGAUGUUACACUUUACACAACCGGAGCAAAAUUUUUAAUAAAAAAAAGUUGUAUAUAGUCACAAGAAAAAAAAAUUACACAUAGUAAAACCAAUAGAUUCUUAGCUACGUGCCACGUCUAAAAUAGCUGAUUUUAAAGACUUUUUGUUGUUUAACGUGAACAUUUUAAAAAUAUAUUACCAUAUUGCCCGUUAAAUAGACAGAUACGGCAAAUGCCACUAUAGGACGGUUCCUUAAAAUAAUAACAACGGGUUUUUUUGUAUGACACACAGUGUUGUGUCAUAUGUUGUGCGAUAUCUAGUGUUGAACUUUUCGAGCUAUUUGUCCAAAAAAAUUGUAUUCAAAUGUUUUAUAAAAUAUUUACUAUCAUAAUUCUACAUAUUGUAUUGUAAUUAUUACUUAACUAUUCCAUGAAAGAAAAUAAUUGUAAACAAAGAGCUGAUACUGGGGAUUGGAGCGGCCACUGUUGCAGGUGAGAAGUUGGGAAGGUAAAAUAUAUCAUGUAAUAACAUGAUAAAUGAAAUAUCAUUUAUAUCUGUAAAAAUCGAUAAUAACUAUUUAUAUUUUAUAGCUUAUACUUCAUACACAAAAUAGUAAUACUAAUAAAUUAUGUAAAUGAAAUUAUUUUAUUUUGGAACGUAAAAGAACAUAUUUAAUUCAAAAAUUCUGAUUCUGUUUACUUUGUUUAGUUGAAUAAAGGUUUCGGUAUUCCGAAUCUUAAAAUUUUAAAAGUUCCAGUUCCAAAACCGGUUCUUUCAGAUUCGGUUCCAGUCACUAUUUUAAAGGAAUUUUAUACAAAUGCAUACAUAUUUGGUACAUUUAAGAGCAUUACGUUCCCAGCCUUUGUCAUCAGCAACAGUUUGGAGCCAAAAAAAAAUAAAAAGGUCACUGUCUGUUUUUGUACAUCGUUGAAUCAUUGUGAUAACAUGUAUCGAUGUACAAUUUUUUGAUAAUAGUUAAUAAUAAACAAGAUUUGUACGCGAAUAAUAACUAGGUAUGCGCGUUUCUGUAAGCGUAUACCCGCGUGUCAAGUAAAAAGUUUUGAGUACACGUAUUGUCAAAAAACCAAGAAAUAUCUAUACGCCUUAUACCAGCGUAUAUGCUUGACUAAACCACUGGCUACAAGUAUAAAUUAAAUAACUUAAUGUAUCCCACCUUCCCAACUACCCGCCUACGACAGUGCAGGCCACACCCGUCCACAGUACCGGCUAUUUUUUCUUUUAAAUUCAGAGUUUGGUGAUGAGCGUAUUUACAGUAUAGAGUCAGAGUGUUGCACCUUUUCGGAAAUAUAAUAUUCUUUGAUUGGAGAAGGUUGGUGAAGGAAUUGGAAGGUCAUUUUUCGGUUUUCUAAGACAUUUUCAAAAUAAUUUGGAGAACCUCGAAAAAAAAUUAUGGGUAAAACGGCAAAUAUUUACGACACACCGCGUUAAUUUUUGUAGAGGAUUUUUUCAACUAAAAAUAUUGCUUCAAUUGAAAAAUGAUAAAUGAUUGAUUUGGUUCCUUUUAGUAUGUAGCCUUUCAAAAAAGAAAGUCACAUCAAUCGGGAAACUCAAAAAGGACGAAAAAUAAGAUUUUUUUAAAUAACGGCUCAACAAUUUCAUUAAUUUAAACAUAUAUGAUUUCCGUUUUCUUUCAAAAAUAUUGUUCAAAUAGAAAAACUACAAUUGAUCUUUCUUGUUGGUGACAGAAAAAUUAAUUUUUUGAUGUUCGUGGUAGUUUAUUUAAUAAUUGAGAAAACCCGAAAUUAUUCGUACUAAAGUAGAGAGAACGGAAAAAUGUACGAAAAUAUUUCAUUUAAUUUUUAAUUUUUUUUCUUAAUGUAAUUCAGUAAAAAAUAUUUGUAGAGACUUAAAUUUCAGACAGAACUCUUAUAUUCGUUUUUUUCAAUACGUUAUACACAAAGUCAAAUAAUUUUCAAAACUUAUAUUAUUAGAGUAAUUUUCGAACAUAAUAUUAUGCUCUAUACAAAAAUAUUGUCGGAGCCAAAGAGGGUAUAUUUUAUAUUACAAGGCUAACUAUUGUUCUUUAUAUUUACGUAUUUUAAAUUACCAACCAAUGUUCAAUCAAAUAAAAAAAACGUACAUUAUUCGAGUGAUUAUGUUUGAAAAUUAUACGAAUAAAAAAUAAUUUGAAUGAUUUCUUAUUCGAAUAGGUAAAUAACGGAAUAAAAUUUACCCCACUCUGGUUAUAGAUACAAGAUUAAAUUACGUUAUAUGUACCCAACCUUCCAAAUUUCUCAUCUACAACAGUGGCACGCCCGUUCCCAGUAUCAUCUCUUUUCAUAUUAUUUUUAUUCGCGUGUUCACUGUAUUUACAUUAAAAACAAUCCAGCAACUAUAUAACCUCGUAUACAUCGAUUUCAUUUCAUUUCAGGGAUACACCGUGAAAACAUUAAGUCAAGUACUGACGCCUGCGGAAUGUGAAACCUACUUGAACACCGGUAUUUUGCCGCCAAGUUUAACUUAUUCUUUUGAACAUCGUGCAUACAUCCACACCGGAAACAAUGUUCGUGUUAACAACGAUCUGGAAAGACAAAUGAGAAAACGACGUACCGGCAAUUAUAAAAUCGUACCGCGCUGGAAGUAUUUAUUGGGCAAGUUUGUGCCCGAUCUCAAUCUUGGAGGAUUACUCCAAAAAGUCCAAGGUACAGCUCCGUUAUUGGCUCUAAUGGGCAUGGGAGGCCUAGGAGGCGCUGGUAAUAUGGAUGGUACGGAUGACGAAGACGAAAAAGAAUCGGAAAAUGACAACGGUGAAAAUAAAAAUAAACUUAACAAUUUGGCUAAGAAAGCGUUAGGGUCCGUGCCAAACUUGGGCAACAUUGGUUCAUCACUCGGCAAGAGCAAAGGCAACGGUGAUGCUGGGGACACCGGAAACGACGCUGCAGACAAUGGAGGCGGGCGUUUAAACAAGCUCAACGAUAUGGCAAAGAAAGCAUACGACCGCGUGCCGAACGUAAGCAACAUUGCUUCUGCACUCGGCAAGGGUAACGGUGAAGGUGGUGGCGGUGAUAACGCGGGCAGUGGAGGCGGACCUCUUAACAAACUCAACGAUAUGGCAAAGAACGCGUAUAAUAGCGUGCCAAACGUUGGUUCUUUACUCGGCAAAUCGAACGACGGGAAAUCGCCCUAUUCCAAUGUGAAAGAUGCAUUAGAAAAAAGCGAAGUGGCCAAAAACGUAGAAAAUUACAUAUUGAGCUUAAUACCUGGAGGAGGGGCGGCUGAAAAGGCGUUAGAAGCCAAAGAUAAAUUACAUAACGCGGUUAAAAAAUUCCCGAAAUUUAAAAAAAAACAAGAUUAAAUCAAACGCACACAAUGUGUGCGUGUUUGAAAUACGUUUAUUUCUAAAAU
Cinara cedri is the source of this 12627-nucleotide messenger RNA. Lineage: Eukaryota; Metazoa; Arthropoda; Insecta; Hemiptera; Aphididae. The record is from the annotation of a GenBank genome assembly.